Eriocheir sinensis (Chinese mitten crab) is the source of this 6030-nucleotide messenger RNA. RefSeq lists its product as uncharacterized. Gene Ontology annotation, biological process: negative regulation of calcium ion-dependent exocytosis; negative regulation of voltage-gated calcium channel activity. Gene Ontology annotation, molecular function: transmembrane transporter binding. The transcript is spliced from 15 exons. The coding region runs from base 2434 to 5421 and encodes 995 amino acids. The record is from RefSeq and is a predicted model, not a curated record. NCBI's taxonomy places the organism in Eukaryota, Metazoa, Arthropoda, Malacostraca, Decapoda, Varunidae. Gene Ontology annotation, cellular component: secretory granule; plasma membrane.
AUAAAUAUUUCCCUUUGUCAUUGAGGUAAGGAGGAGGAGGAGGAAGAGGAAGAAGAAGAGAAAGAGGGGGGAGGAAGAUGAUGAAGAGUAGGAAGAGGAAGAAGAAGAGAAAGAGGGGGAGGAAGAGAUAGAGACGGAAGAGGAAGAAGAGAAAAGGGGGGAGGAAGAUGAUGAAGAGAAGGAAGAGGAAGAAGAAGAGAAAGAAAGGGAGAAAGAUGAUGAAGAGAGAACGAGGACGUGUGUUUACCUGCCCUCCGUGACGACCAGGUGGAUACAGAUGAAAGAAAAAGAAAAAAAAAUCCCUAAAAACGUUAAGUAAGGGAAGGCGAGAUGAACGUGAAGUGAAAGAACGAAAAUAAAACAAAGGAGAAAGACGAAAAAAUAAGAAGCGUAUUGGCAGUUAGAGAAAGAAAAAGGGAAAAAUCGCAAAUAAAGGAAAGAUUACGAGAAAGAAAAGAAUGGUGGAUGGCGGAAGAGGAGAAGUGGAAAAAGACGGAGAGAUGAUGAAGGAGGAGAAAGCAAAGAACGAAAUGCCAAAAAUAGGAAAAGGAAAAUAGGAAAUGAAUCAGGAAAGGAGCGAGAAAAAGAUGCAUUAUGAACUGAAGGAAAAGAAGAAUAAGAAGGAAAAGAAGAAAUCACCCCCAGAAACCUAAUGAAUUAUAUUGUAUUCGUAAAAAAGAAAAGGAAAAUAGGAAAGGAAAAUAGGAAAGAAAUCAGGAAGAGGGUUAGAAAAAGAUCCAUUAUGAACUGAAGGAAAAGAAGAAUAAGAAGGAAAAGAAGAAAUCACCCACAGAAACCUAAUGAAUUAAAUUAUAUUCGUAAAAGGAAAAGGAAAAUAGGAAAGAAAUCAGGAAAGAGGGUGAGAAAAGGAUACAUUAUGAACUGAAGGAAAAGAAGAAGAAGAAGAAGUCAUCCCCAAGAAGCCUAAUGAAUUAAAUUAUAUUCGUCUUAAGAAAAAAAGCGUGUGAAGGAAUUAAUAAGGGAACGGGAAAGUUUGUGAAAGGGCGAACGGAAAGUGAAUGAGUGCGGAAAACUAAUUGUGAGAAGGAAGAAGAAUUUGAUUAGGGAGUUAAAAAGGGAAUGAGAAGAAAGUGAGAAAGGCGUGAGAAAUGUGGGACGAAGUGUGAAAGAUAAACCAAAAAAGGGAAUUAAGACGAGAAGAAAAGGAGGAGGAAAAGGAAACCCAUAAAAAUAAGACGCAGAAUUCACCUUAAAAUAUUAAAAAAAAAAGUAUAUAAAUGCCUGAGAAAUGUUCGACGAAGUGUGAAAGAUAAACCAAAAAAGGGAAUUAAGACGAGAAGAAAAGGAGGAGGAAAAGGAGGCCCAUAAAAAUAAGACGCAGAAUUCACCUCAAAAUAUUAAAAAAAGUAUAUAAAUGCCUGAGAAAUGUUCGACGAAGUGUGAAAGAUAAACCAAAAAAGGGAAUUAAGACGAGAAGAAAAGGAGGAGGAAAAGGAAACCCAUAAAAAUAAGACGCAGAAUUCACCUCAAAAUAUAAAAAAAAAAUAUAUAAAAGCCUGAGAAAUGUGGGACGAAGUGUGAAAGAUAAACCAAAAAGGGAAUUAAGACGAGAAGAAAGGAAGGAGGAGGAAACCCAUUAAAAUAAAGCGCAGAAUUCUCCUCGAAAUAUUAAAAAAAGUGUAUAGAAAGUGUGAGAAAUGUGGGACGAAGUGUGAAAGAUAAACCAAAAAGGGAAUUAAGACGGGAAUAAUAGAAGGAGAAAGAGGAAGCGCUGGAAAAUAAAACGCAGAAUAUAUCCAAAAAUAGUGUUUAGAGAGACGGAAGAAUUUAUGAAACAACAAUAAAGAAAAAAAUGUGAAGAAUUCGAAAACAUGUGAAUAGAUUAAAAAGAAGUGCUAGAAAAAAAACUGAGGAAACAACAACAACAACAACAAAAAAAUAGUGGAAAGAGAAAAAAACAAAACACAAUUGAAUAGAAAACGAAUGAAAGGAAAACUAAGAACACAAGAAAACAGAAAAAAAUGUAGAAAAAGAACACAAAUUUUAUAAAACAAGAACAACAGUAACUAAAAACAAAACAAAACAAAAAUAUAUAUACAUCAGAAAAUUGAUAAAUAAAAACAACAAAAACUAACAAAACAGACGAGCAAAAAAAAAAAAAAAAAGCAACAGAAAAAAUCAAGAAAAAUCAGUAACACCAGAAAAUAAAGAAAUACGAGACAAAACAAGGACCAGAAUAAGUGACGAAAAUAGAUAAAUAAAAAACAAGCAAGAAAAUAAAUAAAGAAAACGUCAACAACAACGACAACAACAACAACCCCAAGCCAAGACGUAAUUCAUCUUCCUCUGACGUCAUCGCUUGCGUCACCACCACGUCACUGAGGCCGACACAUGACCUUACCUGCCCGAGAUAUAAGGGCGGCAGGGUGAGGUGACGGCAGCCCCCCACCCCCCCUCCCGCCCCCCUAAGGAAUGGACACUCCCCCCCCGACCCUGCUAGCGCCCAGGACCAACGGCGUGGGCCGCGGGGUCACUCUCUACGUGCUACUGGCGGGGCUUGUGGGCGGACUCCUUGUGGUGCUGUCUGUACUCAUCUUCUGUCGAUUCUGUCUGCCCGACCCUGAGAAGACUGACGGCGAAGGCUUAGAGUCCUCCAGCGGCCAGGACGAGGAGGGGUCCAUCUCUAGGGUCCCCGUGACGCGCAAGUCCAGCACCCACUCGGACCACUCACGUCUGUCCUUCUCCUCCCCGCGCUCCGGGCGUGGCGUGGAGGUCGCCGAGCACCGUAGACUCAGCAGACAGUACAGCCCGGCCUUGUAUCUGCCAGGUAUCCCGGAGAGCAAGGUGAUCCAGGAAGGGAAGGGCGUAGCAGAGGUCAAGGAAGAGGGCCCAGGAGGAGGAGGAGGAGGAGGAGGAGGAGGAAGACUCAGACACGCUUCUUCCAGGAGCAGCCGCAGCGGCAAGAGGAGCCAGCGGUCGCCGCCCGUCCAGCGGCAGCGGUGCAUCCAGCUGGAGGGCGGCCAGGGCGAGGAGGACGGCGCCGGGGCGUCCCAGGGCAGGGCCGCCUCCCGCCCGCACCCCCCGCCCGGCCCCGACGCGCGGCCCGCCCACUUCGAGGGUGACGGCCGCGUGUUGGCCACCUCGCCGCCGCCGGAGGUGCCGCUGGUGGUGGUGGCCACAGCGGAGGGCGGCACCCGCACGCAGGCGCUGGGCCGCCCCCGGGCACGCCUGCACCAUCCUCUCGCGUACAGCCUGAGCAGCGGCGGCGGGGAGCUUCGCGACCCGCCGCCCCGCACCCACGCCUACCACAAGUACGGCAGCGCCAGCUUUGACCUGGCGCGGCCCACCCGCCACGAGGGGGCGCGCGCGGCCUUCCACACCACCCGCAGCAGCUUCGAAGGUGACCGCCGCCUCUCGCUGAGCCACGCGGGCGCGCGGGCGGCCGUGGACGUUCUGCAGCCGGUGGUUAGCCUCGAGAAGAGUCCGGGUUCGGCGCGGCGCCUGCCGUCCAUGGAGGCGGGGUCGCGGCCGUGCGGAGAGAGGCAGCUGCCGGAGGCCCUGCCGCGGGGCGGCUUCAGGCGCAGUCGGAGUGAGCGGGUGGGCGGCAGCUCGGCGGGCGCCUCCCCCGCCCGCAGCGAGUCCCUGAGGGUGAGCAGGUCGCGGCCACACCCGCAGGACGUGGAGAUGACGGAGCUGUGCGUCCCCCGCAGGCUGAUGGCCCUCGACGAGUACAGCAGCAGGCUUUCCGCGCGGCCCGGCGCCAGCCCCUCCAGCGGCGCGGCGGAGGUCCCGGUGCUGGAGCCGGUGGUGGGCGGCAGCGCGGGGGCGCGAUACUCUUGGCGAGCGGCGGGCGGCGCGGCGGCGCUCCGGCAGUCUUCGCUGGAGAACACGGAGCUGGAGGAGCUGAUGGAGAACCGGCGGCACGUGGAGCAGCGGCGGCUGAGGCUGGCGGCGGACUCCACCACGCCCUCCGACGAGGACGAGGAGCCCAAGGGGAAGGUGCGCUACAACGACACGGGGAGCCUCGAGCAGGUGACCCGGCAGGUGAAUGAGGAGCUCGCGGACCACCUGGACGAGCCGGACCUCACCAUGCGACACUCCCAGGAAAAGAUCAAGGUUCAGUGUCGCGCCCUGUGGCAGCUCAGAACCACCCUGGAGGAGGAGGACCCCGACGACCAGGACUCAGACUCCGGCAGGAUGGAGAUUCACAGCUCGCCGGACCGUCACUCCCCUGGGCGCGCGUCUGAUAUCGACAACGUGACGAGCGCCACCAGCCACACCACGUCCUUCGAGAGCAACACGGACGCUAUUGUGGCUGGCGAGGGCGUCGGCGAGGGCGUGGCGGGGGUGGAGGCCGAGGUGGUGGGCGUUGCGGAGGCGCCGCGAGAUCGUGUGCCCAGCGAAGUGGAGGUGAGCCAGCCGGCCAUCACGCCCCCGUCUUCGGAGGCGAGACGCACAUCCUACAGGGCCAUCCUCGCUAACAGGCUCAAGCAACUGGACGCCGCCAGCCGGCCCACGCUAUCCUCGGAGAACAGCUUUGACUCCGUGGACACCGAGUGUUCCUCCACCACGGACCUGAGCCGCCCCGAGGUGCUCACCACCAGCUUCGACUCCACGACGGACUGCCCGACGGACUCCACGAGCGACACCCACUCGCACCGCCUGCAGCAGAUGAAGGCCGACAGCGGCUACCGCAGCCUCGAGGCCAACAACGGCCGGCCGCCCAAGCUGAGCAAGAAGCAGAUACACUUCGUGGAGGACAGCCUCGAGGUGCCCGAGGGAGACCCGGAGCGAGACCGCAGCCGCGAACGGCAGCGAGACAUUGACCCUCGCUCCGAUCUCCGCGAGGACCUGGGCGACCCACAGAGUAAGCGUGAGCGCGUCAGGAAGGGCGUGGCGCAGCUGGAGCGUCGAUGGAGCGGCAGAGGUCACACCAAAAAGCGGCGGGAGGCGCUGCGGGAGAGGCACGCCUCGCUGGACACUGCGCUGGGCGGCCCCAUGGGCGGCGGGUCCCUGCUGGGCGUGGGCGGGUCCCUGGAGGGCGAGGGCGCCACCACGGACGAGCUGAGCGGCAAGCGGUCGGUGCUGGCCAGGUUCCUGCGGACGCACCGCUACCCCGCCGCGCACUACCGCCUGCUGCAGCGGGACUACUCCAUCGACGAGAAGUCCGACAGACUGUUCAAGGAGUUCAGCCGCACCGAGGUGCCCCAGGAAUGGGAGCCGCCGGGCCGCCGCGGGCCGAGGCUGUACUCGGGCCGCCGCCUGCACCGCCACCUGGACGCCGAGGGUUCGCCGCGCUCACACCGCCGCAAACUGUCGCCUCAGGACUCCAUCGAGGAGGAGGACCAGGUGGCGGCGGCGCUGUGGGAGGGUGAGGCGUCCAGGCCAGAGUCCCUCGCGGACUCCAUCGGCUGCGAGGACUUGCCGGAGUCCUUCGCCCUCGCCGAGGAGGUGGAGUGACACGCGCCAUGACUCCGCAGGCGCGCGCCGCGCCUCACCGCCGCUAACGCGCCUCGCGGCGGCCCCCCGUGACGCCCCACUCCCCCGCGCCGCGCCAGGCAGUGCUGAAGGGCGUGAGUCCCGUCUGAAGGUCACGUGGCAUAUCUUUUGGUUUAAGAAUCUCGUCGACUAGCUUACUAUUACUAUCGUUACCUCUUCUUCGUGGGACGCGCAGCGCGGGGCGGGGCGGGGCGGGGCGCGGGGGGACGCAGCGCCGAGGCAACAAAGUGAUGAAGAAGACAAUAAUGAACUGAACUGCUGCACAAACAAACUCGCUCGCCCGUCUCGCGGCAGAGCGUGAGCGGAAACUGUGAUAGCGGCGCGAGGGGCGGCGCGCGACGCGGCGGAAAGACAACUGUGUCGACAGGAGGAAGGACGAAAGACUAAACAAGAAGAACAUAAGUUACGUGAAAAUGAGACAAUCUAUAAGAAGCACAAAAUAGAUAGAGACAGAAAAAAGUCGAUGCAAGAAUAGUAUUAAACAAAAUACCUGAACAUAAACCGCACGUGUAAAUGAGAAACAAAACUAUACACGAGUGGAAGGAAAUAAAAGUAACAAACAAACAAACA